GUACCCUAGCAGCAGUACUUCUCUUUAAAAAGGAAGAUAUUGCAGCCCCGUGUGUUCCAGUAAUAGUUCAGUCUUGACCAUUUGCAUGCGAAAAAUGGAUACAAGGGGACGAGGUUCUGCGGUUUGCGGCGAAACCUGCGGCUGUCCUGUUCCGUGCCCCGGCGGUGUUGCUUGUAGGUGCACGCCCACGAGUGUGCCUCUGACUACCUCAGCCGGAGACGAGCAUAUGACAUGCUCGUGUGGGGAGCACUGCGGCUGCAACCCUUGCGUAUGUCCUAAGAACGUGGACACUACUGGUUCCGGCAAGGCCUUCUGCAAGUGUGGUGAUGGUUGCACCUGUGCUACCUGCCAGACCUGAGCAAGAUCAGACUCAGCUGCUAUGUAUUAUAAUCUGUUUUUAGUUUAGCAAACCAAAAGCCUAUAUCUGUGAUGAGUACGUACGUAGCAGCUAGCUAGCAGAUAUACGUAGUGUUUGUGUGUAUGGUUGUAUGUGGUUUCCAGAGAUGUGCAAGUGCUGAGUUUGCUUGUUUACGCAAGCUAACUAUGUUUUAGAUCAACGUCCUGUUGCUUUUGUUU
This is a messenger RNA of Juglans microcarpa x Juglans regia, 576 nucleotides long. Its product is annotated as metallothionein-like protein 4A. Gene Ontology annotation, molecular function: zinc ion binding. Bases 86 to 358 code for a protein of 90 amino acids. The transcript has 2 exons. The record is from RefSeq and is a predicted model, not a curated record. NCBI's taxonomy places the organism in Eukaryota, Viridiplantae, Streptophyta, Magnoliopsida, Fagales, Juglandaceae.